Porites lobata is the source of this 4353-nucleotide messenger RNA. Lineage: Eukaryota; Metazoa; Cnidaria; Anthozoa; Scleractinia; Poritidae. The record is from the annotation of a GenBank genome assembly.
AUUUCAGGUUCAAACAUUGUGAAUGUGUAUGUUUCUCUUCAUGGAAAAGACGCUAAAACUUGUGGCACCACAAGUCUCCCUUGUCGGUCCAUUGCUCAAGCGGUUUAUCGCGUGGCCCAUGGCGGGAACAUCUAUCUGGACGGACGUGGGACCAAGAAACGCCCCUAUGGCUGCAGAAACGGUCGCAAUAUUUUGAUAGAUCGCCCAGGUGUUUACGUGAACAAGACCUUGACUCUGAGGGGACUCUACUCCACCCCACACGUUUUAUGUACUGAUGGAUUUUAUUUUCAGAAGACAAAUGGCGAACAGCUGACAUUUGCUUUGGUGUUGUCAGGAAUCGAUUUUCAACAAACUCCGCUAAAGUGUAAUGACUGCCAGCGCAUCACAAUCCACAACUGUUCGUUUCAUAAUUCUUCAAGAGCCUUGGCCAUCAAAAUACAGAACGUUACAUCUUUUCAGCUUGACUUAAAAGGCAAUUCAAGGUUCCGAAAUAAUUCACAAUGCAUCAACGUCCUUUUACUCAAUAAUACUAAAGGAAAAAGUCAAGACGUUACACUUAAUAUAAAAGAUGCAAUGUUUGAAAGAAAUGGUCUAUACUGGCACGGUACUAGCAGAGAGGUCAUAAUGAUCAGAUCCGUCGCAAAAAAUGGUUCUUCUCCAGUAUAUAUUCACAUAUUUUUCUGCAGAGUUAAAAGUUCUUACAAUGAAGGCCCAUUCCUACAUCUUGACGUUUCAAAUGCGAUUACAAACGAAACCUUCGUAGAUGUAGACCUACAUCACCAUGGAAAACGUCGCGGAAAACGAAAUCGAAGUUUAUAUUUCUCACAUGCCAGAGAAACAAAAGCAAAGUUCAUCUCCUUGACAUGCCAUAACAACCCAAAUAAGCAAUGCUUAGUAGUUCAGUCAGACUGGGCAAGUAUAGUUAUUCAAGGCUCGACUUUUUACAACCAAUCUGUCGAUUCCAAAAAGUCAGGUUCUUGCUUGUCUCUAGCGGCUAAUAUUAAUGCAUCUUUAAGAAUCGUGAACUCUAACUUCCAUAACAAUGAAGCUGGCGCCGGCGGAUCGAUUUUUGCCAAUAGCAGACAUGGAGUUCUAAAAGUCUUUCUUAUCAAUGUAACAUUCAGUAAAUGCAAAGCUGCCAGUUAUGGAUGCGUGAUAUCCAUUGGAAGAACCGCUCAAGACCCGCCAGAAAGACAUUGGGGUCCCCACCGGUUAUAUUUUACUCUCAGGAAUGUAACUGUUCAACAAUGGGAGGGAUAUCAUGGAAACAAAACACCAAGGUGUAUGGCUGUAGACGUUCUGCUCAAUGGCGGAAUUGUGAUAUUCGAGGGAUCCACGUUUACGAAGAAAAUGUUAUCAAGAGGCGAUGGAGCUUUCAAGCUGGUUACCACUGUAGAUGAGAGUAACAUUACAAUUUCAAACUGCAUUUUCAAGGACACUUCUAUGGACGCAACUAGAGGAACGAUUGUCUACAUAGCCUCCGGAAACGGAAACGCAGGGAUGGUUACAAUUUCGAACAGUUUCAUGGAAAACAAAAACAACAGAAAAAUAGCUUUGUCCAUAAGUCCCAAAUACCACAUUAAACUAUUCAACAUGACAUUCAAGUCUCUUAAAUACGGAUUACAAACAGUAUCAGCUCCGCCAAAAAACGAUUCUUUUCCAAUAGAUAUUUUCAUUGAUAACUGCUCCUUUAUCGACAAUACACAUGAUGCCAUGUUUACACUUCUUAGUCCAACAUCAGUCCAACUAACCAUUAAAAACACGCUAUUUAGCACCAGAAACGAAAUAGUAAAACGGGACCAAAAUGAAUACGGCUAUGCUAUCAGCCUCUUCAUUCCACCACUUCGAAGUAUUAACUCUUCAAAGGCAGUGAUCCAACUUGACAAUAACGAAUUCUACCACAGAUCGGCCAGCUUUUUUACUCUGUUAUUCGAAGGCUUCAAAAACGUGACAGUUAAACACUCUUCCUUUCGUAAUUGUCGUGCCAGUGCCUAUAAACCCGAAUGGGAUCAAGGUGAAACUGGUUUAAUUUACGAACCAACCGCCGGCGCAAUCUCUAUCCUAUUCAAUCCAGACAAACCGUUCAGUCUGGGAUGUGUGAAAUCCAAAAGCGCUAAUGACACACACUCUUCAUGGAACUAUAGUAGCCAUGUGCUCUUUGAAAAUACAAAGUUUGAAGAGAACUUAGGAAUUGAAGUUGGGGCUGUACAUAUCAGCAAUGGCUUCACGAAAUUCCGAAGAUGUGUGUUUGUCAACAACUUUGGCAUUCAUAGAAGUGGACACGUUCAUUCUGCAUAUGGAACUGGCCGCGUAAAAUUCGAACAUUGUUCUUUUUUGAAGACAAUGAAAAUUGCAACAAUUUCAGACGGCUCACAAUUUGAUAAAGGUGUCUUCAUUUACUCUGAAAGUGGAGGUCCCUUGAUAUUUAAAAACACAUCAAUGACCUCACUAAGAUUUAACAGGAGCUCUUAUCCGAUUGUCGACAUUUCUAGUGGGGGCUUUGUUCACAUGGAUGAAAAGUCCAGUAUGAAAUGUAAUGAAGGAGAGGCUCUUAUAUUAGAAAAUGGCACCCAUUUCCAAUACGCAGAGAAAAACAAGAGCAUUUGUGUAUUGAAUGUUACCGUUCUGAAAUAUUCGUGCAAACCCUGCCAUCCGGGCUACUACAGCCUUCAGAAGGGGGUCUCCAAAGGCUUAUUGAUAACCUCCAAGGCUGAGUGUCAUCCAUGCCCAUUUGGAGCCACUUGCAUUGAAAGUAACAUUGAUGCGAAACCCAACUUCUGGGGUUAUGUAGCACCUGGCAAUCCAUCGAUGCUGAAAUUAAUUGUUUGUCCUGAAAAUUAUUGUUCAUUGACUUCGUCACUAGACUACAGCAGCUGCCAAGGAAACAGAAACGGCACGCUCUGUGGACGGUGUGCUGAUGGGUUCAGUGAGACUCUUUUAUCAACUAAAUGCCGCAAGUCUACCGAAUGCAACGACUAUUCUGUGUGGUUUGUGAACAUAUUUCUAACAAUCAUUCUGGCUUUCUAUCUUUUGACCAAGCCCCCGAUCCUGCGCACCCUAGAAAAACAAAUCCUAUGGUUCAAGAAAUCAGAUGAAGAUAAUCCGGGAGAUGGAUCUGACUUCAAUGGUGGUGGUGAACAUUCCGAGAAUGGCUUCUUAAAAAUUACGUUUUAUUUUUAUCAAGCGGCUGAGACUUUGAUGGUAGGUUCUGUUGAAGAACUUAUUGGAAAAGUUCCUUUUAUUCACUUUGUCAUCUCUGUCUACAACUUCCAUGUUCAAUCCAUCAAUCAAGGACUUGGCUGUCCAUUUGCAGGACUCACUGCUGUAACAAAAGAGCUCUUUCUUUCUGGUACAGUGUUUUUAACAAUGGCUAACCUUGUUCUCAUCUAUGUUGUUCAUCAUGUCGUCAAUAUCUUUAUGGGAAAAGGAAAGCCGUCCCUUAUCCGCUAUAUGGCCGUUGUCAUGGAAGUGUUGUUGCUUGGAUACGAAAGGCUUGCAGAAACAGCCCUUAAGCUAACGCACUGUGUCCCCAUCGGAUCUGGAAAGUGGUUAUUCAUCGAUGCUAAUGUUCCAUGCAUGCAAUGGUGGCAAUAUCUUCUUUUUGCGUAUAUUGUCAUCUUCCUUGUUCCUUUCAUCGUCGUUCUUUAUUGGGGAUCUUUCAAGCUGUACAGAUCUUCCAUUACAGCAGGAGAGUUUGUUGCCGCUAGCAUGAUUCCACUACCAUUUCUUAUAUACUGGAUUGUCAAGAGGAAGCUGAAAAGGAGAGAGCAAGAGUCUUCUGACCGGCAGAUCAUCAACACAGAUGUUUCGCUCAUACUGCAUGGUCCUUUUCGUCCGCCAACCGAUAUUGAAAACGGAACCCUUUACUGGGAGAGCGUUUUGAUUGGUCGAAGAUUAGUUCUCCUCGCUUGUGGGGCGUUCGUCAAAGAUGUCAUGAUGCGCAUGAUCUUCCUUUCUGCUGCAUGCUUACUGAUAACCCUCCAUCAUGUUAUGAAGAAUCCUUAUCGACAUCCCAUGGCGAAUAAUGCUGAAACAUUAUCUCUUGUAACUUUAUCUCUCAUUGCUAUCAUUAACCUGGCCAAAGCAACUACAUUAUCAUUUGGUAUCACGACUGACGGACCGAGCGGGGCUUAUCUGAAAGGUCUGGAGUGGUUUGAGGUGUCCGCCUUGACAUUUCUCCCAGUGUUAAUAUCCAUUUUAAUCAUAUUCGCCAUUUUUUCUCAGCUUGUGAGGUUUGCUUCUCUUCUGAUUAAGAAAUGUUUGAAGUGUUGCGGGAAGAUAUCUUUCUAUCCACGGUACGAGGACCAAGAGCAAAGACCUCUCUUGGCUACUGCGGGACAGAACUUUGAUUAA